UGAAUUCCCCAUCUCCUAAGAAUCCAGAAGCAGGGAUGAACAUCAGUGAAAUGGUCUCCUUCUGGGGGUACCCCAGCGAGGAGUAUGAUGUGGUGACAGAAGAUGGCUACAUCCUUCAGCUGAACAGAAUUCCUCACGGGCGAGCAAAUGCCGGGUGUCAAGGUGUGAGACCCGUAGUGCUUCUGCAGCACGGUCUCCUCGCAGAAGGCAGCAGCUGGCUCACCAACUUGGCCAACAGCAGCCUGGGCUUCAUCCUCGCAGACGCUGGCUAUGAUGUUUGGAUAGGAAACAGCAGAGGGAACACCUGGUCCAGGAGACACCAGGUCCUUACUACCAACCAGGAUGAAUUCUGGGCUUUCAGCUUCGAUGAGAUGGCAAGAUACGAUCUCCCAGCCAUGAUCAGCUUUAUUGAGCAGAAAACAGGACAGAAACAGCUGUAUUAUAUUGGUCAUUCCCAAGGCACCACGAUAGGUUUUAUAGCCUUUUCCACCAUGCCUCAGCUGGCUCGGAAAAUCAAGGUGUUCUUUGCUCUUUCACCUGUGACCACAGUGAUAUAUUCUCGGAGCCCAUUUAGAAAACUCGCAUUCUUUUCUGACAGUGGGCUUAAGGAGAUGUUUGGCACCAAGGACUUCCUCCCACACACUGCCUUGGGGGAGCUGGUCCUCUCCAGGUUCUGUGUCUGCUCGAAGGUCUGCAAGCACCUCUUGGCUAUGGUUUUUGGGUUUAACUGGAAGAACACAAACAUGAGCCGAUUCGAUGUGUACAUCGGACACACCCCGGCAGGCUCCUCAGUCCAGAACAUAAUCCACUGGCUGCAGGGAGUCCAUGAUGGGGCACUGAGAGCUUUUGACGGGGGGCACAUGUACAACAGCCUUCGCUACAGACAGGCCGGGGCGCCGUUCUACAACGUGAAGGCCAUGGAGGUGCCCACGGCCAUCUGGAACGCGGGGCAGGACUGCCUGGCCGACCCCCGGGACACUGCCCUCCUCCUCCCCCAGCUCAGGAACCUGAUCUACCACAAGCUGAUUCCCCACUGGAACCACAUGGAUUUCGUGCUGGGCCUCGAUGCCACGGAGGUUUUGUACCGGGAAAUCCUUGACAUCAUGAAGAAGCAUCCCUAA
Hirundo rustica (Barn swallow) is the source of this 1121-nucleotide messenger RNA. Its product is annotated as lipase member K-like. The coding region runs from base 36 to 1121 and encodes 361 amino acids. Gene Ontology annotation, biological process: lipid metabolic process. The record is from RefSeq and is a predicted model, not a curated record. NCBI's taxonomy places the organism in Eukaryota, Metazoa, Chordata, Aves, Passeriformes, Hirundinidae. The transcript has 9 exons. Gene Ontology annotation, molecular function: hydrolase activity, acting on ester bonds.